AUUUAAACCCACCCUUGUUGCAUUCACUUUCUGAAGGCGACUCAGCUUUCAGUAAUAACAGGUUAAAUGGUUUACAUUACUGCGGAAAUAUACCAACGCGUCAUGUGUUUCAACAACCUGUUUCUAUUUCAUCUCCAGGCGUUGACGAUUGCAGCAUUUCAAAGCUAUGGCAGUACCGUUUUCUAAUACGGAUUUACGUAUACCCCACGGGUUUCCUGCGUUGUUGGAAGGCCUUUCGCGUGAAGUUCUAAGACACCAACCCCAAGACAUUUUUGGAUUUGCGGAAAAGUAUUUUGAAGAGUUGCUGAAAAGACGUGAAGAAACUGGUACUGAAGAUUUAGCGCAGCUAUGUGCGAGGUUGAAUGACAGAUACUACAACAACAGGGCCUAUUGUCCUGCUGAUUUGAAGUCCUCCAAACAUGAGCAAACGGAGGCGGCCAUUAUAAUCCAAUCCAAAUACCGCCAGUAUCGAGCACGUCGAGAAGCUGAAAGCUUGCGGAGGGAGAGAGCGGCUACCCACAUUCAGGCGACUUAUCGGGGUUACACUGAACGAAAGCAACUUGAGCUGACACAAGGCAACUCCACUACUCAUCUGCCAUUUGGUCGCAAAGAAUUUGGCGAGGUAUCCGCCAAUUCCGUUACAUCCUCCGUCCCCGUGAAACACGUUUCACGAGUAUCUUCCAACCAGGAAACUUGCGCAGCAGCCUUCGCCGAGCCACACCCUGACCAGCCGCCCACCUCAAACCGCCUGUUGUCAGAAUGUGCAACUCACGAAGGAAGAGAAGACUUCGCGCAGCUGUCGUUUACACACCGUUUGAGUGGCGUGUCGGACGAUGAGAACAAAGCGGCGGCCAAAAUACAAGCAAGCUUUCGAGGUCACCUAGCCAGAAAACAACACAGUUCUUCGGCUCGGCUUGAAGGAGGAGAGUUACAAAACAACCCACAAGCUACUGUAAAAUUAGACACUCUUAACUUCGGUGGGUCGCUGGAAUCUGCAUCUGGAAACGGUCAAACUCCCGGGAACUCAGUGCACCAGCAAGGUGUUACUGAUUCAGAGGAUACUCAGGCGCUGACGCAAGAUAGUAUGGACGACCACAGUGGCUCGCCAACAUCUCAUUUGAACAGUGAUCCGGCAUUUGGAUCUCACGACGCGUUGAUAGAAGAGGACUAAGAUUGCAAGAUUGCUCUCGGAUCUCCACUUGUGGCCACUAAUCUAUUUUCAAUGCGUGCUGCCAUUCAAUGUCGGUAGUUCCCUCUUGCUUACACUCUUUUCUACCCAUUAUUUUCAGUCCUUCGCACACUUUUCUCAUCGGACCAUCUGUGUAUUUUCUGGCGUUCCCGGCUGUGCACACUGAGCUAUUUCACGCAGAUUUUCGCAGCGCUUUCGCAGUUCAUUUCCUCCCCAUGUUCACUACACGUGUCCCGAUCCCACUUCUGGAGUUCGGGGAUCACUCUCUCCAUCCCCGCCUCUUCGGCCGCACUCUCUCCUCCACUUCGAUCGCUAUGAAGUACUAUAAGAUUUCAUCUUAGAUCUACACUUUUGGUGAUACUCUGGCGGACCUUAAUACAACAAUCUGCAUCUCGCGUUUCAUUUUGACAAACCCCUUAGUAUGAUGCAUACUGUUAGUUUAAAUAGUUACUUGCCGCUCCUGUCAACCAUAAACUGAUAUGCUUAUGUACACGGAAAGCUGAGCCCAACUUAUCCAACGUUUUAAUGUAAUUCGAAACCAUCUGAUCUACUGACAUGCCGCGAGGCUUGAUCACCAAAAUAGGUUUCUACUGCCCCUAGCCUUCGUAUCAUAAUAACUUUAAUUUCUAAAUUCACGAACGUGGACUAUUCUACUCACAGUCAUUGAGUAGUUCGCAUACUGUUAUGGUCAAUGCGAACCUUUUCCUUGUCUAGUCACCUGCAGCAUGAUAAUUGAUUCUGGCCACAGAAUUACAGAUUCCGGUUUUGUUUAGUUUCCUCUAUUAACCUUAUUUGUUUAACAUUGUAGACCAACAGCUUUUCACAUCUGUCAUUUGUACUGCGUCAAAUUCGCAUCAUGUUCGCAUUGGUUGCUACCUGAACGACAAGUGAAUUUACUACUGUCCCGUCCCUGCGAGUCGCUCCCAUCAUCCCUAAGUCUAUUGAAUUGCUUUAUUCAAAUUGCUAUUCUAGUACUACGACCUAACAGUACACUUUAUUUUUCACGCAGCGAUCAGUCUAGGGAAGUAUGUAUACUAGUGUGUG
Messenger RNA from Dicrocoelium dendriticum, 2233 nucleotides. The record is from the annotation of a GenBank genome assembly. NCBI's taxonomy places the organism in Eukaryota, Metazoa, Platyhelminthes, Trematoda, Plagiorchiida, Dicrocoeliidae.